Messenger RNA from Acanthosepion pharaonis, 1200 nucleotides. NCBI's taxonomy places the organism in Eukaryota, Metazoa, Mollusca, Cephalopoda, Sepiida, Sepiidae. The record is from the annotation of a GenBank genome assembly.
AUGGCGUUGAAUUUGACUUUGAGUUUUAUUGGGGGUCGAUGUUCCCGUGUGUUUUAUUCCCAAUCUCGAAUUUCCAUAUUAGGAUGUAUAAGGCAUCAGUCCACAAUACCCAGUGAUAUCUCCUCAGUCUCAAAAUUAGUUGACACAGCAAAGAAACCACAGCCAAAAGCAGAGAGGAUAAGCAAAGCUAUGGUGUCUUAUUUAGAAAAAGCCAAGAAAUAUGAUGCCAUGAUGUUGGAAGAAAUUUCCCAGUAUGAGAUCGGGCGUCGUCAUUUGGCAAAUAUUAUGGGAGCAGAUCCGGAAUCCUUUUCACAAGAAGACAUUGAUAAAGCCAUUGAAUACUUGUUACCAUCUGCUCUGUUUGCCAAACCUGCACGUCCACUGAUGAAGCAUCCAUAUGAAAUUUUUCCCAAAAAAAAAAUGGCUCAGUUUGGAACAGAUGGACGACCUUUCCACUAUCUUUUUUACACAGUUAAGCCAAAUUAUUAUGGCCUGAUGCAUAAUAUUGCAUGGAAAGUUGAAGAACUGAAGAAAGAAGAAGACAAACAUUAUCAAGUAGACGGUGUCUUUAGAAAUCCUCCAGUACUAAACCUGAAAGGCAGCACAUGGAUUGACAAGGAAACAUUAAAAAAAAAGGUGCUGGAAAAUAUUUCCGAUCUUGAGUAUCAGAGAUUUUUGCAGUUAAUAGAACAUUUGGUUGCCCAGCCUUUUAGCUACAAGGAGAAAGAAUUUAUUAUGCAAUACAGACAAGAAUUUGAAAGUCAGUUGAAGCAGUUUAAUUUCCCUGAAAUUGAGAUAGAUGAAAAUGGACGACAGUUUUGUAAAACCACUGGUAAACGGAAAAAAGCUGAAGUUGAUUUGAUCCUUUGGAUUAAAGGCUCAGGAAAGGUUGAAAUUAAUGGUCAAGAUCUGUCGUAUUUCCAGUCAGUAAAAGAAAGGAAUCAGUUACUGUUUCCUCUCCAAUUUCUGCAAAAGACGAAAGAAGUUGACUUCAAGGCAGAAGUUCGUAGAGGUGGAAUAAGUGGCCAGGCUGGAGCCAUUCGUCUUGCUUUGUCUCAGGCACUUGCUACAUUUAUGGACCAAGCAACAGUGGAAAAAAUGAGACUUGCCGGUUUAUUAACAAGAGAUAUUCGGCGAAGGGAACGUAAAAAGCCUGGUCAGCCAGGGGCCAGGAAAAAGAACACAUGGAAGAAGAGAUGA